Messenger RNA from Trichobilharzia regenti, 3429 nucleotides. The record is from the annotation of a GenBank genome assembly. NCBI's taxonomy places the organism in Eukaryota, Metazoa, Platyhelminthes, Trematoda, Strigeidida, Schistosomatidae.
AUGAGUGUGCGCAAGAUUAGUAAGAAGUUCAGUGUGCAAUCUGUAGAGGCACCUGACCUGAAAGGUGCAAAGCUGUCGCUAUUGGGGGAGUCUACAGAAGCUUAUGCGGGAAUCCCAACUGAAGUUGUUGAUGAAGAUAUUGAAGCUGAGGAUGAAGAUAAUGCACAGCUUAACCUGUUUGAGGAUGAUGAUAAAACAUUACCUCCAAUGAGUAACUGGUUUGGUAAGCUGGCGGCUUAUACUGGUGGAAUCGAACCGACAGUGGGUGAAACUAAACAGCUGAGGGAAAAACAAACAAAACCAAAGGAUAAUAAACGUUUGGGCACGAUAUUGGGAGUUUUUCUACCUUGCUGUCAAAAUAUAUUUGGCAUUCUCCUGUUCGUUCGAGUUGGAUGGAUUACGGGUGUGGCAGGUGCCCUUCAAACAUUCAUUAUAGUGUUACUAUGUUGUAGUUGUACUAUGCUCACUGCUUUAAGCAUGUCUGCAAUAGCAACGAAUGGUAAAGUACCCGCUGGUGGAUCUUACUUUAUGAUAUCACGCUCGAUUGGACCUGAAUUCGGUGGAGCAGUCGGUCUACUUUUUUAUUUGGGCACUACAAUCGCUUCUGCCAUGUAUUUGGUAGGAGCAGUGGAAGUAUUCCUAAAGUAUAUCUGUCCACAAGCAUCGAUUUUCGGUGAUAUUACAUCAGAUGACGCCCUAUUCAAUAAUACACGUGUUUAUGGUACAAUCCUGUUAUUUAUUGUAAUGUGCUGUGUAUUUAUGGGUAUUCGUUUUGUAAGCCGAUUUGCUGCUGUCAGUUUGGCUGCUGUGUUACUUUCAAUUAUCUGUGUGUAUUUAGGAGUUUUCACAGUUAAUUCAUCCCGUAGCCCAUAUGUUUGUUCACUUGGUGGACGUUUGCUGAGUCGUGAUUUUAUCAGCGUAAAUGGGACCAUAGAAUGUCAUAAAAAUAUGACUGGGCCUAUUUAUGCAGCAUAUUGUGGUAAUCCAGAAACGGCGACACCAGAAUCAUGCGCCUUCUUCCACUCCAAUAAUAUCAGUUAUUUUCCUGCUAUGCCUGGAUUAACGUCGAAAAAGUUUUUCGAAAAUUUCGUGGAAUCUCAUUACCGUGAAAAAGGGGAGGCAUACGAUUCUAUUGAUUUCCCAGCGGAUCGUAAAUAUGGUCAAGGUCCAAACAUAGCAGAUGUUACAUCAAGUUUCAUGAUUCUCUUGGGUAUAUACUUUCCUUCUGUUACUGGUAUUAUGGCUGGUUCCAAUCGAUCAGGUGAUUUAACCAAUCCUCAGAAGUCUAUUCCUUUGGGAACUAUUUUGGCUAUCGCAGUGACGUCAUUUGUAUACUUGUCAUCUCCGCUUGUAUUCGCUGCAAUUUGUGACGGCGCUGUAAUGCGCGAUAAAUUUGGAGAAAGUUACGGUGGAGUGUUAUUAGUUGCUGCAUUUGCCUGGCCACAUUUCUGGGUUAUACUAAUUGGAUCAUGCCUUUCAACAGUUGGAGCUGGCCUACAAUCUUUAACUGGUGCUCCACGUCUUUUACAGGCAAUAGCUCAAGACAAUGUGAUGCCAUUUUUGAAUGUAUUCAAGGUGAUCACGAAACGUGGUGAACCACUGAGAGCUCAGCUGCUGUGUUAUGGAAUCGCUCAGUUAGGCAUACUGAUCGCUUCAAUUGAUUAUCUGACUCCGCUCAUCACUAUGUUCUUUCUGAUGUGCUACGGUUUUGUGAAUCUGGCUACAAUGUUGAAUGGAUUUUUAAAGGAACCAAGUUGGCGUCCAAGAUUUAGAUUUUAUCAUUGGUUCCUAUCAUUCAUUGGAUUGUGUCUUUGUAUUGCACUAAUGUUUAUAUCCAGCUGGUAUUAUACUAUUGUGGCAUGGGCUUUGGCGUUCGCAAUUUACAAAUAUAUUGAAUAUAGAGGAGCGUCUAAAGAAUGGGGUGAUGCUACACGUGGCUUACAAAUGUCCACUGCAAAACAAGCCAUCCUAAAACUUGGUACUAAACCAAUUCAUACGAAAAAUUGGAGACCACAGAUUUUGGUCUAUUUACCAUUGGAUGAAAAUUUUCAAGCACGUCAUGAUCGUUUAUUGGAUUUAGUUUAUCAGUUGAAAGCUGGUCACGGUUUAACAUUGGUAGCAUCAAUCUUGGAAGGAGAUAUUGUCGAAAGACGUAAUGAUAUGGUUGCAGCUAAAGCUCAUUUAAGUGAUCUUAUUCAAGAACAUCGUAUCAAAGGUUUAGCUGAAGUACUUGUCGCCUCAUCUGUUGACGAAGGCAUGAAAAAUAUGGCACAGUGUGCUGGUCUCGGGAAUCUUCGCCACAACACAUUAAUGGUUUCAUUCCCUGAAGAUUGGCGUGUUGAUUGUAAACGUAAAGGAAGUAAAUUAUCAAAGUUUAUAUCAACACUGAGAGCUGCACAAGCAUGUGAUGUAGCAAUGUUAGUACCAAAAGGCAUUGAUUCAUUCCCAUUGAGUAAAGGUAUUCAAAUGACUGGAAAUGUUGAUGUUUGGUGCAUUGUACAUGAUGGUGGUUUACUACUUUUGACAUCAUAUCUACUUAUGCGUAAUCGUGUAUGGCGCAAAUGUCAUUUACGUGUCUUUGUUGUGGCCAAUGAAGAUGAUGAUACUGUAAAUCUAAAGAAAGAUAUGACCAAAUUUAUGUAUGACUUGAGAAUUCAUGCUUCUGUGGAUGUAGUCGCAAUGAGUACUGCUGAUAUAUCAGCCUAUGUUGCCCAACGUACAGCUAGCAUUGAACAACGUAGAGCUUUGCUUAUGCAAAUGAAAAUCUCCAAUGUACAAGCUCGUUGUGAUCCACAGCUUAUUGUCGAUCAACAUCGUAAGCCAAGUUCAGCGGAAAUAUUCCAGUCGGAUAUUAUUAAGUCAAACUGUUCAAAUGAAUCACACAAACUAUUACCAGCUAUAUCAGUAACGUCAACUGAAAGUUCGGAUCAAUCACCUGACCAUGAAACAAAUGUAACGAAUAUUAGUAGUAAUGAUUCUGCUGCAAAAGCCUGUGUAAAAUCACCUAAUCUGAAAUCAGAUAAUGAAUUAAACAAUAAACCUAUGUCAAAUCAUCAUGCACAGUGUACUGUAUCAUUUGCAACUGGUUCAGCUGUCACAGUCGGUGAAGUUGAUCAGGUGGACAACAAUCCUACAGAGAAUGAUGAAGAUAACCAAGCUGAAGUCAAUCGUGGUUUAAAUGAAUUCACCUUUUCACCAUCCUAUCCUUUAAACAAAAUGGUACAGAAAGCUGCAAAACAAGCUGCUAAUAGUAAUGAUGAUAAGACAGGACCAAAAGGUGAAAGUCCAUCGAAUAAAAGACAUUCAGGAAAAAUGUCUAAAACUCAACGUCGUUUACAUUGUGCUGUACGCUUAAACGAAUUGUUACGAGAUCAUUCUACUCUUAUCAUCGUUAUUGUCGUUGUGUAUUCCUCAAAAGUAACCAAAUAA